AUGGUGACUGAGGAACAUGAUCGUCUACACAAUGUGGAAGUUGAAACACAAUCUAUCCAUGGAGAAAGUCAUGAGGGUUUUAAUGAAGAUGUAGAUUUUUUGAAAGAGAUAGACUUCACCAGGAUCAGUGAUGAUAGCCCUACAAACAUCGAACUCGAUCUUGACGAUGACGAGUAUGGUCCAUUUCUGGGGUUUGAUAGCGACCGUUUUAGAAAGGUCAAUGAAGUUGCUUCUUCAGCAACCAAGACUGGGGAAGACAAUAAUGUUCUCAAUAUUUUUCUCUCCUCUUGCAAGCCUUUAGAGAUUUCUUCAAGUCAAAGACAUGUGAAUUCAAAGAUUCCUCCCUCUAUUUCAGCUAUCUCUACUUUUGCUCCGUUUGUUGUUGAAUCAUCUCAGCUGCAAGCCUCCCAGUCUUCCUUGGAAAGAAGUCAAUCAAAUACGAGUCUGGAGGUGCCCAUUGUCAGCCAUGCACCUCAGGUCAUAUCCACUGUUAUCACUACUACUGUUUUCACUCCACCAAUACAAUCAGAUGAAGGCCCUAGCAUAAUGUUUGAGACAGGUGGUUCAUACUCCAUUCCAGAAUAUUCUCCUACAAGACCCUCACUGGAUGAAGCCUCAAUCAGAUUGGCUAAGCACCUUGAUCAACACAGUCCAACCUCUUCUUCUCGUGGCAAAGGUAUAUCUUUCAGAGAAGAGCAUUCAGGUGAUGACAAGUCUACUGUGUCAGAACUUCAAGAAGAGAUUGGUGUUCUUAGGCAAGAACUUAUUGAAAAGAACAUUCAAUUGGAACAACUCGCUUCUCACUUAGAAGAGCUUAAAGAAAGGGAUGAAGAGAAGUCAAAACAGAUUGAGGAUCCACAGACGAAUCUUGGAUCUGUGACUGCUUUCUACUUUAAUUUGAAGAACGUUCUGUAUGAUGCUUUCGGGGAUAAAUUUAAAGCGUUAUUUCAGCAGCCACAUGGAAUUGAGGAUCCUCCUAUGGCCCCCACACAAUCUACUUCAGGAGACCUUCCAGUUGAUCCACCUCUUCCUAGAACAACUACAAUUGUCGAUAGAUUUGAAAAGGAACCUGAAGCCAGCAGAGCCCGCAUCACAAUCAAACAAGGAAAUAAGACUGAUACAGCUAACGAAAGCGAAGGGUUACUCUUCAUGAAAAAUUCAAACGAGAAUUGCAAAGCCAAAUACCCUGUGCUAACAAUGACUGAUCUCAAAAAGAGAAAAUUUGGUGACGAGUACGGUGACAGAUCUGGAAUCAAAAUGUGGGCGUUCGAUCCCAAGUCAAACAUGUGGAUUUUGAAAAGGAACUCAGGAAUUCCUGAAUAUUACAAAAGCAUGCAUGAUUUUAACUCAUGGAAUAAAGUGGACUUUGUUGAACUUUUGAGAGGUCCAUUCCAUAAUCCCUCUGAAGAUCACAACGCAACAAGUUUCAAAAGCUUUCUUGACAGACAUGUCAAGGAAAACUUUCCAAGAAUGAAGACUGCAAGAGCCUUAUAUAGAAAAGAUAAAGAAAUUUUGGAUCCUCAAUAA
Molecule: messenger RNA, 1527 nt
Organism: Lactuca saligna
Lineage: Eukaryota; Viridiplantae; Streptophyta; Magnoliopsida; Asterales; Asteraceae
Source: the annotation of a GenBank genome assembly